Messenger RNA from Prorocentrum cordatum, 618 nucleotides. The record is from the annotation of a GenBank genome assembly. NCBI's taxonomy places the organism in Eukaryota, Dinophyceae, Prorocentrales, Prorocentraceae.
GUGCUCAUGUGCGACGUGGCUAGCGAGGAGCUCCAGGCCUUUGUGGCUCAGCACGCCGCGACGGGGAGGGAGGCGGAGCAGUUGCUGGUCUACGCCGCCCCGCCAGAGAGCGCGUUCGACGCGGCCGGGCUGCGGGAGGGCGCGGGUAGGCUCGAGGCGGGCGGCCUGCUCACGCAGGAGUCCGUGGUGGACCUCGCGCGGACGUGGCGGUGCCUGAUGGGCAAGUGGCUGCUCUUCGUGCCCGAGUGGCGCGUCGACGCCCUCUUCGGCCUCGUGGCGGAGAGGCUGCGCGAGGGCGCCAUGCCGGGCUGCACGCGCGCCGUCGUGUCGCCGCCAGGCACCUACGGCACGGACCCGGACAAGUACAUGCUGACCGUACACUGUGUGGACUUUACCGACCACAGGCAGGUGAUGGCCCUCGGCAAGGCGCUGCGGUCCCUUGCCCGCCAGGGUCUGCGCGCACCCGCUGGCGACUGGGGAGAGCUGCGCGACGACCCUUUCGCGACGCGGGGGAAGAGGGUGGCGCUCUACUUCAAGCCUGACGUCUUCACUUACCUCAACAUUCACCGCAAGAACCCGUAUGGCAUCAGGACGACGCUUCACCAGAUCGACCUGUGA